This is a messenger RNA of Myodes glareolus (Bank vole), 2777 nucleotides long. RefSeq names its product MAGUK p55 scaffold protein 3 (gene Mpp3). The record is from RefSeq and is a predicted model, not a curated record. Gene Ontology annotation, molecular function: protein binding. Lineage: Eukaryota; Metazoa; Chordata; Mammalia; Rodentia; Cricetidae.
CCGGCUUCUUCCCGCGUCGCUCCGCAUCCCUUGACACCACCCGCCCAGUUUCCCCUGGGGUUUCUCCUCUCCAGGCUAGAAGCACUCGCGGUCAUAAGUAGAUUCAGGUGAUGUGUGUUCAUUGCUGAGUGACUCCUUCCCCACCCCACAAACUGCAGGGACAGCUGGGGACCUGCCAGGCACAGGCAUGCCAGUGCUGUCCGAAGACUCGGGUUUGCAUGAGACCCUGGCACUUCUGACCUCUCAGCUCAGGCCUGACUCCAACCACAGGGAGGAGAUGGGCUUCUUGAGGGACGUCUUCAGUGAGAAGAGCCUCAGCUAUCUGAUGAAGAUUCACGAGAAACUCCGCUAUUACGAGAGGCAGAGCCCGACCCCUGUUCUGCACAGUGCCAUGGCCCUCGCGGAGGAUGUGAUGGAGGAGUUGCAGGCCGCCUCCGUGCACAGUGACGAGAAGGAGCUGCUGCAGCUGCUGUCCACCCCCCACCUCAGGGCUGUGCUCAUGGUACACGACACAGUUGCCCAGAAGAACUUUGAUCCUGUUCUGCCCCCUCUGCCCGAUAAUAUCGACGAGGAGUUUGAGGAGGAGUCGGUGAAGAUUGUUCGCUUGGUGAAAAAUAAGGAGCCCCUGGGUGCCACUAUCCGGAGAGAUGAGCACUCAGGGGCUGUCGUGGUGGCCAGGAUCAUGCGAGGGGGCGCGGCGGACCGGAGCGGUCUGGUCCACGUCGGUGACGAGCUCCGGGAGGUGAAUGGGAUCGCUGUCCUGCACAAGCGUCCAGAUGAGAUCAGUCAGAUUCUGGCCCAGUCCCAGGGAUCCAUCACCCUCAAGAUCAUUCCUGCCACCCAGGAGGAAGACCGCUUCAAAGAGAGCAAGGUGUUCAUGCGUGCCCUCUUCCACUAUGACCCUCGGGAGGAUCGUGCCAUCCCCUGCCAGGAGGCAGGCCUGCCCUUCCAGCGGAGGCAGGUCCUGGAGGUGGUGAGCCAGGACGACCCCACCUGGUGGCAGGCCAAGAGAGUGGGAGACACUAACCUCCGAGCUGGCCUCAUCCCUUCCAAGCAGUUCCAGGAGAGGCGGCUGAGCUACCGGAGAACGACAGGCACCCUGCCAAGCCCCCAGAGCUUCAAAAAGCCCCCCUAUGAUCAGCCUUGUGACAAAGAGACCUGUGACUGUGAAGGGUACCCCAAAGGACACUAUGUGGCUGGCCUUCGGAGAAGCUUCCGGCUAGGCUGCAGGGAGAGGCUGGGUGGCUCGCAGGAGGCAAAGGUGGCUGCAGGAGCCGAGUCUCAGGAGCUGCUGACCUAUGAGGAGGUGGCCAGGUACCAACAGCAGCCUGGGGAGCGGCCCCGCCUGGUGGUUCUGAUUGGGUCUCUGGGAGCCCAACUGCAUGAGCUGAAGCAAAGGGUGGUGGCCGAGGACCCCCAACACUUUGGUGUUGCAGUUCCACACACCACCAGGCCCCGGAAGAGCCAUGAGAAGGAAGGGGUGGAGUAUCAUUUUGUCUCCAAGCAAGCGUUCGAGGCUGACUUGCAUCAUAACAAAUUCCUGGAACAUGGUGAAUAUAAGGAGAAUCUCUAUGGGACCAGCCUGGAGGCCAUUCAGGCUGUUAUGGCCAAAAACAAAGUUUGCUUGGUGGAUGUAGAACCGGAAGCACUAAGACAUCUGAGGACCCCCGAGUUUAAACCCUAUAUUAUAUUUGUAAAACCUGCAAUUCAGGAGAAAAGGAAGACGCCGCCUGUGUCUCCAGACUCUGAGGGCACAGCAGCUCGGCUUGAUGAACAACAGCAAGAGAUGGCUGCCUCUGCUGCCUUCAUUGAUCAGCACUAUGGGCAUCUGAUUGACACUGUGCUCGUGAGGGAGGACCUGCAGGGCAUCUGCAGCCAGCUCAGAGCUGUCAUAGAGAAGCUGAGCAAGGACACUUUCUGGGUCCCCAUCGACUGGGUGAGGUAACUUCAUCCCAUAGCAUCAAGUCUGGCCGGACCUUGAAGACCGUAUUGUCUAGCCUCCCUCGCGUGUCGUCAAGUACGGAGAGGGACAGGAUUCCCACAGACUGUCGUCACCGAGUAUUAGUGGGAAGCCUUGUUUGGUGUUGGUUUUUUGUCUGUCUUUUUGCACUGCACCCCUUCGCGAGUUGAGUUGAAAGGGGCAGUUCAUAGAAUAACAUGUCAUCCAUGAAAAUCUCGUAGGCAAGUUGGCCUUGUUCCUUUGUACCAAAGCUAUGUAGCCACUGUCUUUUGGGGGUGGUGGUGGUGAAUUUAUAUAGUGAUUUACAGUGAUGAUUCAGCUUUAUAAAUAUGACAUUUCACCGGUCCAACUUUGUUGGGAAUUGUUUUCCCCACGAGUAUCUUCUGUGCAAAUGACCUGUCUUGCAGCACUGAAAUAUUACUUAAAAAUUUUUUUGGGUAGUGCUUGCCUGGUGGUAGAGAAAUUGGUCCCCUGCCUUUCCACAUAGUGCGUACACAUGAUGUUUUCCCUGCAAGACAGAGGCACACGUGACAGUCCACAUGGCUCACUAGUGGGUUCAACAAUGCAGCAGUGCCUUCGGGGACUCUUGAGGAAUGUCAGGCUGCCCGUCCCCUUUCUGAAUACCCCCACGCCCCUGAAAGUGAGUCCUUGCUGUGUUUGAUUUGUCCUGUAAUACCAGCUCUCCGUCAUUAUGCCUUGGUCCUAGGCUUUCUGUUUUCAGUUCGGGGCUCCUGUUGUGCUAGAUUGUGGGGAAUCAGGUGACUUCCGUCUGUCAAAGCUGUGUCUCAGCCACAAUAAAUCAGUCCUGUCAAAAGUG